Molecule: messenger RNA, 225 nt
Organism: Penicillium lagena
Lineage: Eukaryota; Fungi; Ascomycota; Eurotiomycetes; Eurotiales; Aspergillaceae
Exons: 2
Coding region: 1-225 (74 amino acids)
Source: RefSeq, a predicted model, not a curated record
AUGACGACGCAGGCUCACCGCACAUCGCGGCAGGGGCCCUUGGCGCCCGCCCAAAAUAUUAAAGAAAGCAGCUCCCAUCGUACGAUCGUCAGCCCAGCCAUCCUCAGCAAUGGUCGGACACGGUACGUCGAUCCCGAUGCCGAGUCGGCUUCGGGAGCACAUCGGGAAUACUACCUACGCAUUCGGUGUGCCGAAUGGGUCUCUGGUGGGUCCCCGGGCUUCUAG